Messenger RNA from Musca vetustissima, 411 nucleotides. It is a transcript of the gene Rpp20, whose product is annotated as ribonuclease P protein subunit p20. Gene Ontology annotation, biological process: tRNA 5'-leader removal. The transcript is spliced from 3 exons. Gene Ontology annotation, molecular function: nucleic acid binding. Gene Ontology annotation, cellular component: nucleolar ribonuclease P complex; nucleus; ribonuclease MRP complex. The record is from RefSeq and is a predicted model, not a curated record. Lineage: Eukaryota; Metazoa; Arthropoda; Insecta; Diptera; Muscidae. Bases 1 to 411 code for a protein of 136 amino acids.
AUGGAUGUCAACCUUAAAAAUAAGAUUGGUUCCAAUAAGAAGACCUUUCAACAAAAGAAAAAACCUCCUCCAAAGCCAAGGAGACGACAAAACGAUAUAUACAUAACUACCAAAUCAAAUUUUAAGGCCCAACAAAAGUACUGCAAAGAUCUUUUGGAUUCGGGAUUGAAAGAAAUAUAUUUGCAUUGUUUAGGUAACGCAGUAAAUAGAGGACUUAAUUUAGCGCUUGACUUGGUAAACAAUUCCAAUGAAACUUUAACAUAUGCUAUAAACACUUCGACGAUAAAUUUAAUAGAUGAAUUCCACCCAUUAUGUGACGACGAAGACGUAUCAAUUCAAAGAAGGAAUAACUCUGCGGUUCAUAUAAAAAUUAUACGAAACAGUGCAUACGACAUCGAUUUUACUCUGUAA